AUGCAGCUGGACGAUGAAGCUGCGUUCCAGUACUUUGCGACAUUGUAUGCAGAGCCACAGGACGCUGUGGACGAGGCACUGCACCUCUUCCGACAGUUAUUGAAGGCUGAGCAUGGAUCCGCCAUCCAGGGUGCUUCCAAUGCCGUAUACAGGAAACACCAGACACGUGCCAAUGCAUGGAGCAGGUUUACAGAUGUCGUCAUCUCAUGGUCAAAAAAGCAUCAGGGACGAUACGCGCACGACGCGAGUGGUGUGUACACAGGACCAUUGCGAAACGGCAUCGCAGCUCUGCUACUAUGGCUCUUUGAUACGUCUCCUACGUCUCCUAUGUCCCUGCGCAGUGCGCAUACCUACUAUGACAUGCCAGACGAGCCACUGUGGCCGGACUGGGACUAUGACAUAUCAAAAGCACAGGCGGCUACAUAUGCCGCGCGUGACCCACCAGUCCUUAACGGGUGGGAGCAGGCGAUGUGGGGCCCCUUCAUCGGACCUGUGCAUGAUGUACCGUCGGAACAUGUACAGCACAUCCUGCAUCGUGUGCAUGCGAACCGCACACGCACGGCGUUGGCCGAUCUUGUAUAUGGCAGCACAGGCGGCGACUUGGAACCGGCCCCGAUGCCACCCUCUGAACUGCUUGUUGCUCAGCGGAAACAUGCAGUGCGCCUCUUGCAGUGGGUCGGUCUGGUAUUAGAUGCACAGGAUGCCAAGUCGCUGAUCCACGCGAGCUUUGCGCACCAGCAGGGCCAUGUGGCUUCGGCAACACAGAUGGAUGCCCUUUGGAUCCUCGGUGAACAUGCCAUGUGGGGCACACAUGGUGCAGCACCGAACAUGACACUGGCGAUUACAUGCUUUGAGCGUCUCGCAGCGAUGGGUAAUGCUACGGCUCAUGCGAGACUUGGAUACCUGCACAGCAGUCCUCUGCUAGCAUACAUGUACAAUACCACAACCUCUGCGCCCCAAGCAUUGGUCCACUACACCCUUGGUGCACAGGAAGGCGAUCGACAUGCCCGUCUUGCGCUUGCCUACCGCAACCAAUAUGGCGUGGGCGUAGCACAAAAUUGCCUGGUAUCGCUGGAAUGGUACGAUCUCGUGGCGACUCGAACAUACGAGCGCUUCCAGAUGGGCCCUCCUGGCGGCCGAACUAUGCCAUAUACCAAGGUACGCCUCAGUGAUCUUGCGCGGAUGGAUGCCCCUGGUUUACGGUACCCUGCCUCGUACGUCUUGAAAAACGGCUUGGUAUACAAACUGGCCCGACCUGCUAUUCGUAUUCUUCUCGAUACACAGCCACGCCUUUUGUAUGACCCAGACGCGGCGCGUGAAUUGGUGGAGCUGUACCGAUUUUAUACCGAAGAUGACGCGUUGACGAAACGCCUUGUCGUGGCACGUGCGCUGUUUUUCGGCAGCUUUGUUGGCAACCGCGAAGCGCUGGGCGCCGUCCCUGUGGACCCAGCCACGAGUGCGCAACUGGCGUAUGACAUCGCCUCAAAGAGGUGGCCUACGCCGCCGACAUUGAACGAUAUCAACGCGAGUGCAUACGUUAAUGGUGAGCUGCGAGCGACAUACCGUCACCGUGAUCAGACAGCGACAGCACGAAACGCUGCUCUAUUUGCUGCUAGUUUGCUGGGGUACCAAUAUCUACGUGGCGAAGGUGUGCCGCAAGACUUUGUCCAGGCCAAGGUAUGGUGGACACGCGCCGCUCUCGAACAGCAUGGGCCGGCGCAGUAUGGACUGGGUCUCAUGUAUGCCAAUGGCUACGGUGGCUUGCAUGUCAAUCAGACACAUGCUCACCUUUUAUUCAACACGAGUGUGUUUGAGACGAUGUCGUCCUGGGUCGAGCGUGGGAAGAUGGAAAUGGAAGCAAAGGACUUGGAGGCGGCCAAGCGGACGUUGAUGCAUGCGCUCUAUAUGGUCAUUGAGUCUACAGACCGCGGACCUGUAUACCUCGAUACGAAGCUUGAGGCUGGGUACUUGUAUGCGGGCCUGUUAGCCGACGAAGUGUACCAUGGCCAUAACACGACGUCAAGCUGCGAAAAGGCCGUGCCGAUCCUACAGGAAGUCGCGGAAUUGGGCGAUUGGGACGAUCCAAUGCACCACCGUGCUGAUGCUGCCUUUGAUCGUGGAGAUACCGCUACCGCUCUCCUUGCAUGGAGCGCUGCAGCAGAGACAGGAGCUGAUGAGGCCAUGGAUAACAUUGCCUUUGUCCUUGAUCAAUUCACCUCGUGGCAUCAUACCCCCUCACCUCAAGAGGCUGACCAGAUCGCGCUUCAGUACUGGUCACACAGCGCUUUACAGGGCAGUGAGUAUGCACAGUUCAAAGUAUGCGACUACUACUUCCACGGCCUUGCGCCUGGAGGUCUGUCACGAGCAGUGUCCUGUUUCCGCGCAUUGACAGAAGAAAACGUGCCGAAUGUACUGGCUGUUUGGCGUCUCGCAUCAAUGUACGAAAACGGGAUCGGUGUGCCUGUCGAUUUCCCUCUGGCCAAGCGGUACUACGACAUGGUGCUGGCUGAUACGGUUCAAGCACGUAGCUUGUCGCCCAGCCUUGCAUUGCUUCGACAAGUAUACCAUAUUCGCGACGCCAACCUUGCUAUUUCGUUGGAGCUUACGCGUCUGCAUGCUAAGGCCUUAUGGGCGAUGCUGCAUGGCGACUUGACGGCGCGUCGUUUGUUUGCCGCGUACCUUCCCACCCUGCCGCGCUGGCUGCAUAUUCGCUCAUGGACAUGGGACGACGAGUUGGUCGAUGUGCUCCUAGAACUCACGAUCUUUGCGCUUGGCGUGCUCCUCCUGGUCGUCCUCUCCUUCUGGCGUCGCUACGUUCAACGUCGCCUCAAUACGACAGAGCAGCAGCUGCAGCAGCUCCGUGCGAUGGCACACUCGUAG
Malassezia pachydermatis is the source of this 2880-nucleotide messenger RNA. Its product is annotated as hcp-like protein. NCBI's taxonomy places the organism in Eukaryota, Fungi, Basidiomycota, Malasseziomycetes, Malasseziales, Malasseziaceae. Gene Ontology annotation, molecular function: protein binding. The record is from RefSeq and is a predicted model, not a curated record. The transcript has 3 exons. Gene Ontology annotation, biological process: ERAD pathway. Gene Ontology annotation, cellular component: endoplasmic reticulum membrane. The coding region runs from base 1 to 2880 and encodes 959 amino acids.